UGACACGCUGGCCCCCCCGCGUGCAAUUAGGCCGGGGGGACUUUUGAUGGUCGCAAAGUUCCCCAAGUCAUCGGCGUCGGCCCCCUGUGCCACUUUUUGCCAGCCACUGCCAAUGCUUUCUCCCACCCCCCCAAAAGCUCCGCUCGCCGUGCGACGCGUUCCGAGAAAUUUGAUCGUGGCAAUUCCCAACGGCGGCAGGGCAAUCCAGCUCAGCUUGCGACCGCAUCUCUUCCAUCACCAAUUGACCGCCGCGCAUCGCGCACACCAGCCCGUCAUCGUCGGAUAGCUGUCGCCGGCCCCAAUUCGCCACCCCGUCUCUCGCAUCUGCCGCCCUCUCCCGCGCCCUCCACCCACGCAGACGACAAGCGAUCCUGCCCGUCCGGCCCGGUCUCCCCUUGCUCAAAUCCCCCCCCCUCUCUCCCACCAGCCACCACCUCGCCCGUCCUUGCCGCGCCCGCGCGCCCGCAACCACCGUCAACUGUCGCAUCCCGCAGCUUCCUAUCGCAUUCCCCCCUGACCACCCUCUCACGCCAACAUGGCUGCCCCGCGCAAGCGAACCCGUGAGAUCGACGAGGCCAGCAGGGCCGAGUGCCCCUUCUCCGUGCGCCUCAUCGACCCCAAGGACAGGGACCCCAAGAAGAAGCGCCGCAGGAGGAACGACGACGAUGCCGACGACACCCACAGCAAGAUCCCCGUCCAGAUGUCCCCUUUUGCCCCCUCCGGCAAGUUCAGGAGCUUCGAGACCAUGGACAUCCACUACAUGGUCGAGCCCUCCAAGAGGUGGUCCGAGAUGACGAGAUACAACAGCUUUGUCCUCAACGGAUCCAAAUACUUCAGUGACAACUAUAUCUUUGUCGCGAACGAGGACACCAUCGAGCGUCAGAAAUCCUUCGCCAACAAGGAGCAACUCGGCCCACGGACUAAGAGUAACGAUGACUGGGUUGCCCGCAUUCUCGAGAUUCGCGCAAGCGAUGAGCAUCAUGUCUACGCACGCGUUUACUGGAUGUACUGGCCAGAUGAGCUGCCACAGGGUACUCUUGAUGGGAAGAAGACUGUUCAGGGCCGUCAGCCCUAUCACGGCCAGAACGAGCUGAUCGCGUCCAACCACAUGGACAUCAUCAACGUUGUCUCGGUCACUCAGCAAGCGACCGUCAACCAGGUGACCGACGAAAACGACGACCAGAUUCAGAGCGCGCUAUACUGGAGACAAGCUUUUGAUGUCCGGACCCAGGAACUCUCGGCCAUCGAGAAAGUCUGCAAGUGCGACCAGCCCGGAAAUCCUGACAAGGUCCUGGUGGGCUGCCCCAACGAGACAUGUAAGAAGUGGCUCCACGAGGAAUGCCUCAAGCAUGACAUCCUGCUCAAGACGUACGAGGCCCUCGGCGCCGACAAACCACACAAGGCAUCCGGCGUCAAGGAGGAGAAGGUGGAGGAAGAGGAAGCCAAGCGCCCUCUCAGCCCUGUCGAGCCUGGCACCGGUGCCGUAGCUGCUGAGCUCCCGAUCCAGGUUAAGACAGAUGGCGAGGGGGAGACAGUCAAGGCCGCCAAUGACUCUGUGGAGUUCAAGGAAGAAUCCACGGCCGCCACCGAGGAAGGUUCGGCGCAACCGCAGAAUGGCCGCGUGUCAACACAAACUCCGACCACAGACGCGCCAGCCCGCAAGGGCGGCCGAGGGCGGAAGAAGGCGGAUGCGAGCUCCGCGAAACCGUACGAGGGGCUCUUUGAGGCGAACUUCAAGGUGGACCAAGACAUGUUCGAGAUCACGGACCUUAGGGAGGGUAUCGAGGGCGGCGACAAGACAUGGAUGGAGGAUGUCAAGUGCCUUGUCUGCGGCACGCGCAUCUGCUGAAGCACGCAACUGCCCCACAGCGCAGCGCGGGGAUUCUCGUGUGGUGGUUUCUCAUUGGGUAUGAUUUUGUUACGGGGUUGCAUUACCUCUCAUGAUACGAACCCCUUUUUCUUCAGUCAGCUUCCGAGCGCCGAGGGCGAGUAUGACGUAUACCUUGCUUGUUGAACAGGAGGAGUACGGACAAUGGCAAGUUGUGCUGGUUUUUUAUUUUUAUCAAGGGCGUUCUUUGGAGGGGGAGCAGGCAAAAGGCUCUCAUUAGAGUUACGUUUGUACAUUCGAGAAGGGGACGUUGUUUGCCCACAAAAUGAAUAUCCUGUCCUUAAUUUACAUACAAACUCCUCCACG
Molecule: messenger RNA, 2194 nt
Organism: Diaporthe batatas
Lineage: Eukaryota; Fungi; Ascomycota; Sordariomycetes; Diaporthales; Diaporthaceae
Exons: 4
Coding region: 536-1849 (437 amino acids)
Molecular function (GO): chromatin binding
Source: RefSeq, a predicted model, not a curated record